Molecule: messenger RNA, 1014 nt
Organism: Macrosiphum euphorbiae (potato aphid)
Lineage: Eukaryota; Metazoa; Arthropoda; Insecta; Hemiptera; Aphididae
Source: the annotation of a GenBank genome assembly
AUGGCAAUGUUAGAUGCAACGGUUAUGAAGUUGUUGCGUGGCGAAGCUUUGGACGAAAAUGAUGAAUUAUGCGACUUCACGCUGGCCGAUCAAAACGAAGCUUGCGUGGCUAAGGGUGUAACACCCAUUGGGCCUUCUGACUAUAUACCAGUCACAAAAAGUACAGUUACAUAUAUUGUGCUAGUAGUACUAGUCAACAGCGAGGAUGAAGUACUUAUGAUGCAAGAAGCAAAAAGUACUUGUGCUGGUCAAUGGUACCUACCAGCAGGUCGCGUUGAACCUGGGGAAAAUUUAAAUGAUGCCGUAAAAAGAGAAUGCUUAGAAGAAACAGGGUUGGAAAUGGAACUUGAAACAUUGUUGAUUGUUGAAGCUGCAUCUAAAGCAUGGUUUCGAUUUGUUUUCACUGGAAAUGUUACUGGCGGUUGUUUGAAAACACCAGCUCAAGCUGAUAGUGAAUCUCUACAAGCCAAAUGGAUUAAAAAUAUUUCUGAAGUUACUCUCCGUUCCAAUGAUAUAAUACCAUUGAUUGAUUGUGGUCGAGCUUUUCAUAAAGUAGCUAAGCAUAAGGUUCGAAGUGAUUGGCACCAUAAUCUUUUACCUGUUAUUAAACCUCAUAAAAAACUUUUGUUACGUCUUCUUAUCUGUGCUAGACAAAAAACUAGUGGUAAAUUAUAUGUACUUAUGUCAGAAAAAACUCAAGCCCAUUUCCCGAUGUGUGAAAUCAACCACAAUCGGAACUUGCAUUCAACAUUACGCAAGUUUAUGACUGAAAUAUUUGGUGCUGACGUAGCUCUGCAUAAACCGCACGGAGUAUUGAGCAUUGAACAUUGUGGCCAACCGGAAGGUUCUAAUGAUGGGUUAUGUUUAUCAUUAUUGGUCACUUUUCAAAAGACAUUGGAAGAAGUAUUUCCUAUUGGCAAGUAUAGUUGGAUGGCUGUAUCCACAGAAUGUUCAAAAUUAAUUGCAGUAAGAACUAUACGCAACAUGACUGUUCCUCUUAAAGUUAUAUGUUAA